Molecule: messenger RNA, 1446 nt
Organism: Gadus macrocephalus (Pacific cod)
Lineage: Eukaryota; Metazoa; Chordata; Actinopteri; Gadiformes; Gadidae
Gene: sprn
Product: shadow of prion protein
Exons: 2
Coding region: 131-604 (157 amino acids)
Cellular component (GO): membrane
Source: RefSeq, a predicted model, not a curated record
GAUCGACUAUACGAGGGGGCGCGCAGCGCGCUCAAGGAAGCAUCCGUGUGAGCGCGCUUUUAGAUCACCCUAUUUCAUCUGCUCCGUCCCCAUACAUAUCAAAAGAGGAUCGGAUAAAGGACUUUCCGCGAUGAAGAUGAUGAACCAGCUGUGGGCGUCCUGCUGUACGUGUCUCCUCCUCUCCAUGUUGCUCUGUGAGCCCGUGCUGUGCAAAGGAGGUCGCGGUGGCUCCAGGGGCUCCUCGCGAGGCACCUCCUCGCGCAGCUCAAACGCGGGAAAAUAUAACGGCGCCGGGACGCGCUCUCGUUACAGGUCCACGGGACGCUCGUCUCCGGUGCGCGUCGCGGCAGCAGCGGCAGCCGGCGCGGCGGUGGCGGUGGCGUUAACGGCGGACGGCUGGUACGCGUCCGCCUACCGCCGUACCAAGGCGGGCAGCUCGGAGGAAGAUUUGGAUUAUUACAACAACAACAACAACACCAAUUAUUUUGACGCUCUGAUGUCACGAUCAACCCAAAAUGUGUCAUCGCUCACCCAAGUUGUUUCUAUUAUCAUUGCUACAUUCUCUCCAGCAUAUGGAGCGAUUAUGGACAGUAUAUUUUAUUAAACACUCUGUUUCUGGUUAGUUCUCCUGCUUCCCUGUACACAAUGGACACCUGGCCAGCACUGUGGACAUGCGCAUUGUGCAUCCUGAGGAAGCUUCGCACAGUGACACAGACUUUUAAAUGUAUGCAAUCUAAUUGGCAAAACAUUGAGCCCCCAUAACAUUAACAUCGACUAUUUCGAAAAUUAGGUUCACAGGAUCUGAAUUGUUCCUUGUCAACUCUUGACUUUUUUUUUCUCCCAAACAUCUCCCAAUUUUUUUCUCCCAAACAACUCAAUGACCACUUAAUUGGUCACCGAGUUCAUUAUCGGUCGGCCUCUUGCAGCCGUUUUGUUCCGACUUUUUCGCAAAUUAUUCUAUUCAACAGCUUGUUUUUUUAUAUGUCCACUUAGGCCAUUUACAACCUCACAACUAUAUCGGAAUUAAGUUAUGCUACACUGUGGAGAACAAUUUGUGCCCGACUUCAUUGCAUUAGAAAGUAGAUUAAGAGUAGUUAUUUCUAAUAUAGAUAUCUGUGAAACCCGUCACCAUCCUUAUACCUUAUAUCUAUGAUUAUGCAAUGAUGCUUUGUUCAUUAAUAAGAUUGUUUUAUUAAGUUGAUAUUUCUAACUUCAAUUGAGCUCACCAUGCUUAGAUCUCAAAUCAUCAGACAAGGACAGUAGAUUUAGGAAAGGAAAGUGUUGAAGCCAAACCACAAAUGGCUAUCGCCUUUGUGUUUGAGCAUUGUGCCAAAAUGCAGCGUCUAUGACAGUUGAUCAAGCCAGAGCACCAGACUGUUUCUUAUAUGUAUUCUACAAUGUGUGGUAUUAGGAAAAAUUAUAAUAAUAAAAAAUACACAAUGCAAA